GGAGGCGGCGCGGCCGGGCGGGGAUGAGCCCCGGCGCCCUCGCGCCCCCGCACGCCGCCCUCGCGCGCCUGGCCAUGGCCCGCCUGGCCGACUACUUCGUGGUGGUGGCCUUCGCGCACGGGAAGCGCGGGAGUGGAGAUGGCCAGGGGCAGAUCCUGCAGCGCUUUCCAGAGAAGGACUGGGAGGACAACCCUUUCCCCCAGGGCAUUGAACUGUUUUGCCAGCCAAGCGGGUGGCAGCUCUUCAGUGAGAGAAACCCCCCGACCUUCUUCAUUGCUGUCCUGACCGACAUCAACUCGGAGCGGCAUUACUGUGCCUGCUUCACCUUCUGGGAGGCGGUUGAGAGCAGCCAGCUGCAGAACCACCUUAGGAACGAGGAGGAGGAGGGGGAGGUGGCCGCCCUCAUCCAGCCAGCCCAGCUCUUCGCCCCAAAGAGUUUGGUGCUCGUCUCCCGCUUGGACCACGCAGAAGUCUUCCGGAACUGCCUGGGGCUGGUUUACACCAUCUUUGUGGACGGGCUGAACGCCUCCCUGGAGACUGUCAUCGGGAGCCUCCUGACCUGCACCAUCCCCAUCACAGGAGGUGCCCAGCCUGACACGGAGGACGAAGGAGCGAGGACAAUCUCUCUGGGCGCAGGCGACAGGCAGGUGAUUCAGACGCCCAUCAACGAUUCCCUUCCCAUCAGCAACUGCAGCGUGGCCCUGCUCUUCCGACAGCUCGGGAUCACCAAUGUGCUGUGCCUCUUCUGCGCGGCCCUCACAGAGCACAAGAUCCUGUUUCUCUCCAGCAGUUACCAGAGGCUGACGGACGCCUGCCGGGCCCUGCUGGCCCUCCUCUUCCCCCUGAAGUACAGCUUCACGUACGUGCCCAUCCUGCCCGCUCAGCUCUUGGAGGUCCUCACCACCCCAACCCCUUUCAUAAUUGGCGUGAGCUCCAUCUUCCAGGCAGAGACACAGGAGCUGCUGGAUGUGAUCAUCGCUGACCUGGAUGGUGGAACGGUGACUGUUCCCGAGUGCAUCCAUAUCUCUCUGCUGCCUGAGCCGCUUCUCCAUCAGACGCGGGAAGCCCUGUCCAUGGUCUUGGACCCAGAGUUGGAGAUUGCAGACCUGGCCUUCCCCCCAUCGCCCACCAUCUCUGCAUCCUCCCUCAAGAUGCAGGACAAGGAGAUCCGGGCCGUCUUCCUCCGCUUAUUUGCACAGCUGCUCCAGGGCUACCGCUGGUGCCUGCACAUCAUCCGCAUCCACCCGGAGCCAGUCAUUCGCUUUCACAAGGCAGCCUUCCUGGGGCAGAGGGGGCUGGUGGAAGACGACUUCCUCCCCAAGGUACUGGAGGGCAUGGCCUUCGCUGGCUUUGUGACGGAGAGGGGGCCCCCCUACCGAGACAUUGACCUGUUUGACGAGCUGGUGGCCAAUGAGGCGAAGCGGAUGCAGGCGGACGAAGGGAGCCGGGCCAGGGUGCUGCGCCACAUCAAGGAACUGGCAGAGCACCUGUACAAAAACGAGAACCCGUAUCCUGCUGUGACGAUGCACAAAGUGCAGAAGCCCACAGAAGGCUGCCACCUGCGCCUGCACCAGCGGCCUUUUCCUCGCCUGGAUGAGGGCACCAUCCAGUGGAUCGUUGACCAGGCAACAGCCAAGCUGCAAACGGCUCCCCCCUUAGUCAAGGCAGAGAAGAAGUGCAUGGUGCCGUCUGGCCCCCCCCUGGGGGCCAUCAUGGACCGCAAUGGCAUCAUCUUGGCCAACAGCGCCCGCCGGCUGGAGGUGGUCAGGAACUGCAUCUCCUACGUCUUUGAGAGCAAGAUGCUGGAGGCCAAGAAGCUCCUCCCGGCCGUCCUCCGUGCCAUGAAGAGCCGGGCUGCCCGCCACUGCCUGACCCAAGAGCUGAACCUCCACGUGCAGCAGAACCGGGCUGUGCUGGACCACCAGCAGUUUGACUUCAUCGUCCGCAUGAUGAACUGCUGCUUGCAGGACUGCAGCGCUUCAGACGAACACGGGGUGGCGGCUGCCCUCUUGCCCUUGGUGACUGCCUUCUGCCGCAAACUGAGCCCAGGGAUCACCCAGUUUGCCUACAGCUGUGUGCAGGAGCACCUGGUGUGGACCAACAUCCAGUUCUGGGAGGCCAUGUUCUACUCUGACGUGCAGAACCACAUCCGGGCUCUGUACCUGGAGGGGAUCGAGGACGAGGGGGAGAACCACGUGGAGAAGGCAAGUGAGGAAGGGCCGCCGCAAGAGGAGAAGUCGGCCCUGGAGAUUGCGGCCGAGCAAUGUCGCCUGUGGCCGACCGUGAGCCGGGAGAAGCAGCAGGAGCUGAUCCAGAAGGAGGAGAGCACGGUCUUCAGCCAGGCCAUUCACUACGCCAACCGCAUGAGCUACCUGCUCCUGCCCCUAGACACCAGCAAGAACCGGCUCCUGCGCGGCUCCGGCCUGGGCGAUGCCGAGAGCGUCAGCAACAGCUUCAUCACCAACAGCAUCGCAGGAAGCGUGGCCGACAGCUACGACACGGAGAGCGGCUUUGAGGACGCAGAGAGCUCCGACGUGGCCAACUACGUGGUGCGCUUCAUCAACCGCUUUGUGGACAAGGUCUGCACUGAGAGCGGCGUCACCAACGAGCACCUCAAGGGGCUGCAUGUCAUGAUCCCCGACAUUGUCCAGAUGCACAUUGAGACCCUGGAUGCCGUGCAGAGGGAAAGCAAGAGGCUCCCCCCGAUACAGAAGCCCAAGCUGCUCCGGCCCAGCCUGCUGAUGGGCGAAGAGAGCGUGAUGGAGGGGCUGCGCGUCUACCUCAUGCCGGACGGAAGGGAAGAGGCAUCUGGGGGGGCUGGGGGGGGACCCCCCCUGCUUCCAGCCGAAGGGGCCAUUUUCCUCACCACCUACCGCGUCAUCUUCAAGGGCACCCCGACAGAUCCACUAGUCGGGGAGCAGGUGGUGGUCCGCUCCUUCCCCAUCGCUUCCCUGACCAAAGAGGAGAAGAUCACGGUCCAGGCCCAGGCGGACCAGUUCAUCACGGAGGGCUGCGCUCAGCUCCAGCUGCGCUCCUGCACAUUCCAGUUGCUGCGCAUUGCCUUUGAUGAGGAGGUGGCCUCUGAGAGCGCAGAGACCUUCCGGAAGCAUCUCAAUAAGCUGCGCUACCCCCAGCAGGCCUCCGACACCUUUGCCUUCACCGUGGGCCACCUGAGCAAGGCAGCCCUGCAGCCCAAAGUCAAGGAGAAGAACCCCUCACUCAGGACCAUCUCCAGGAACCUGGUGAAGAACGCCAAGAGAACGAUCGGCCGCCAGUAUGUGACGCGCAAGAAGUACACGCCGCCUCCCUGGGAGGCCCGGGGCAACCAGCAGCACUUCCUGGAGGACAACGAGGACGAGAUCUCAGUGUCCGAAGACGUGGACCGCAGCACCUUGACCCCGUCCACCACCACCCGGCCUUCGGACAAGAUGACCAUGAGCCACCUGGUGGAGCGCGCCUGUUGCCGGGACUACCAGCGCCUGGGCCUGGGGACACUCAGCAACAGCCUGACCCGCUCCAAGAACGAGCCCUUCCGCAUCUCCACCGUCAACCGCAUGUACGCCAUCUGCCGGAGCUACCCUGGGCUGCUCAUUGUCCCACAGAGCAUCCAAGACAACGCCAUCCAGCGGAUCUCGCGCUGCUACCGCCAGAACCGCUUCCCGGUGGUCUGCUGGCGGAACUCGCGCACCAAGGCAGUCCUCCUGCGCUCAGGGGGGCUGCAUGGGAAGGGCGUGGCCGGCCUCUUCAAGUCCCAGAACGCUCCUGCCACAGGCCCCUCUCAGGCCGACUCCACCAGCCUGGAGCAAGAGAAGUACCUGCAGGCCGUCAUCAACUCCAUGCCUCACUACGCCGACAGCGGCGGCCGCAACACGCUCAGCGGCUUCACCUCGGCCCACAUGAGCAGCGCAGAUUCUUCUGAGAAGCGGCAGCCCAAGCUGGGAUCUCUUAUGAAGCAGGUGAUGGGAGGGAAGGACGAAGGGCCGCUUAGCCGCGGAGCCCUAGGUCACAGAGGUAGGCUCAUUACCCUCUCCAGCCCCAAGAGCCUGGCAUCAAAGGGACACCUCUCCCCCCGAGGCAAGUGGGGCAGCAUCCGCGCCAGCGGGCGCAUGAGCAGCUAUGCUCUCAACAUGGAGGUCGGCUCCCGCCUGGCCGGCAAGGAGCUGCUGAGCACGCAAGCCAACGGGUCCCCCUCCGAGGCCAGCUUCCUGCGCCAGCAUCGCGCCUCCCUCUACAUCAUCGGAGACAAGUCCCAGCUCCGGGGCGUGAAGCCGGACCCUUUGCAGCACUGGGAGGUGGUGCCCAUCGAGGUCUUUGAGGCCCGGCAAGUCAAGACCAGCUUCAAGAAGCUGAUGAAGGCCUGUGUGCCGGGCAGCCCCUCCGCCGAGCCCGGCCAGACCUACCUGCGCUCCCUGGAGGAGUCCGAGUGGCUGAUCCAGAUUCACAAGAUCCUGCAGAUCUCUGUGCUGGUGGUGGAGCUGCUGGACACGGGCUCUUCUGUGCUGGUCAGCCUGGAGGACGGCUGGGACAUCACCACCCAGGUGGUGUCUCUGGUGCAGCUCCUGUCCGACCCCUAUUACCGCACCAUGGAGGGCUUCCGGCUGCUGGUGGAGAAGGAGUGGCUCUCCUUUGGGCACCGCUUCAGCCACCGAGGGGCACAGACCUUGGCCAGCCAGAGCAGCGGCUUCACGCCCAUCUUCUUGCAGUUCCUGGACUGCGUGCAUCAGAUCCACCUGCAGUUCCCCAUGGAGUUUGAGUUCAGCCAGUACUACCUGAAGUUCCUCAGCUACCACUCGGUCUCCAGCCGCUUCCGCACUUUCCUGCUGGACUCCGACUACGAGCGGCUGGAGCUGGGGCUGCUGUACGAAGAGAAAGGGGAGCGCAAGGGGCCCCAGCUCUUUCGCUCCAUUUGGGACUACCUGGAUCGGCUGAACAAGAAGACGCCGGCCUUCUUCAACUACAUGUAUGCCCCGGAGGACGGGGAGGUUUUGCGCCCGUACAGCAACGUCUCGAACCUGAAGGUGUGGGACUACUACACGCAGGAGACCCUGUCGGAAGGACCCUCCUACGACUGGGAGCUGGUGCAGAGCCAGGCGGACCCUGUGGAGGAGGCCGCCCAGCCAGACACCAGCGCCCCCCAGAGCCGGCGCAAGAUCGUCUGGCCCUGCUAUGACAACCGCAGCCGCACUGAGCCAGACGCCAUCUCCCGGCUGCUGGAGGAGCUGCAGAACCUGGAGAUGGAGCUGGGGCAGGUCCCUGAGCGCUGGAAGGACCUCUGGGACAAAGCGAAGGCCUCUCAGCGGUCGGAGGUGCAGGCGGACCCCAGCGGCCGAGUGGCGGCUGGCUCCCUGCUGAUGGCCUCCAGCCUGUCGCACCAGCGGCGCUCCUUCGGGGUCUACCUGCAGGAGAGUGGCCGCGGCAGCUCCACCAUCAACCUGAGCCUGGACAACGACAGCAGCAGCGCCUCCACCCCCUCCAGCGGGAAGCAGGGGGGCCGCAGGAGCACCAGCACCCUCUACAGCCAGUUCCAGACGGCGGAGAGUGAGAAUCGGUCCUACGAGGGGACACUGUACAAGAAAGGAGCCUUCAUGAAGCCCUGGAAGCCUCGCUGGUUUGUGCUGGAUAAAACCAAGCACCAGCUGCGCUAUUACGACAGCCGCCUGGACUUGGAGUGCAAAGGCGUCAUUGACCUGGCGGAGGUGGAGUCGAUCACACCAGGCACCCCCACCAUGGGGGCCCCCAAGAUGGUGGAGGAGAAGGCUUUCUUUGACGUGAAGACCACGAAGCGUGUUUACUAUUUCUGCGCCCAGGAUGUGCAGCUGGCCCAGCAGUGGAUCGACCGCAUCCAGAGCUGCUUGUCUGACGCCUGAGGCUGCCCUGAGGCCGCCCUUCUAGGCCUCCGCAAGUGAAGCCGGCGCCAGGGCUGGACCAGGACCGGGCAGGACUGGAAGAGGUGCUGUGGGGCACAGAGUAGAGGCCCCCUUGGGACCCCCAUCCGACUGCUUGGCAGAGGAGUUGGGAUCCGCCUGCUCCCUCUGCCUAAGAGAUGCAUUGGCAGGUCAGGUUGGGGGGAGUGACGUGGUCAGCAGGGCCCCCCAAGCAGAUGGCUCUGGCCACCGUCAGUUUCCCCCCAUCGGCAACCACAGGCGGUGGCAGAUGUGCCAAACCGCCUUGCUUCCACCCCCCUAGCCCCACACCGGCUGCCCAGGGGUGCCCCCUGCCAGGGAAGGCAGCGGUGGGGAGUUUGGCGACCUGCUGGAGCAGCGGGAGAGAGCAGAAACAGUGUUAGGGCUUCCAGCGCCCCUGUCCCGGCUUGGAGGUUUGGAGCCCCUGGGACACUGGGGCAGAGGAGUGGGGUGGCGAUUCUGACCCUCCUUGCCUCCCCGUGCAAACCACAAGCUCCCCUGGUACUGCUGAGGCUGCAGUUGGAAAGGGACUCUGUCCUGGGGAGAAGCGCCAAGCGAAGGGGGGGGGGGGGCGAGUGUCUUGCUGCACUCCCAGCUCUUGGUUCCCUCUGUGUCUUCCUUGCAGAGGGUUGUGAGUCUGGCUGCUGGGGGCAGCUCAGCACCUGCAACUGCCCCUCCAAUUGUGUGUCCUGCACUGACCCCCCCCCAAGCAGAUCAUGCAGCCUGCUUUCCUGCCAGAGCAGGCAGGGCCUCCUUCCCUGGAGCUCCAGUUUGGCCUGGCAGCCCCCGCCCCCCACAUUUUCAAAGGCAAAGGGGCACCCUUUCCUGUCCCUGAAGCGUUGUACAUAGUCUGGAGCCCCAGCUGACCCUUUGCCUCCCCCCCCUUUUUUAUUUGUACAAUAAAGGCUGUGGCUGGUGUGCAUCGGAGGGUUUUGUAACUUCCUUGAGCAGUUGUAGAUUACUGAAGUUUCUGUACAUUGUGUCAAACCUGCAGAGUUCUUGUAUUGUAUUGUGCCUAGAGGAAAAAAUAUAUGGAGAGAAAAAAAACUAAUGGAAUUUAAUAAUAAAAAAGAAAUACACAACA
Messenger RNA from Podarcis muralis (Common wall lizard), 6987 nucleotides. It is a transcript of the gene SBF1, whose product is annotated as SET binding factor 1. NCBI's taxonomy places the organism in Eukaryota, Metazoa, Chordata, Lepidosauria, Squamata, Lacertidae. The record is from RefSeq and is a predicted model, not a curated record. Gene Ontology annotation, cellular component: membrane; cytoplasm. Gene Ontology annotation, molecular function: guanyl-nucleotide exchange factor activity.